Molecule: messenger RNA, 1137 nt
Organism: Penaeus vannamei (Pacific white shrimp)
Lineage: Eukaryota; Metazoa; Arthropoda; Malacostraca; Decapoda; Penaeidae
Source: RefSeq, a predicted model, not a curated record
AUGAUACCAUAUGUCCUCAUAACACCAACGACUAGACAAACACCACAUGGAUCUACAACUAUAAACACAACAACCGUAACAGUUACAGAACAAACGAAACCGGCAACACAGGCUCCAGAUACAGAAACUACUGUUGGAACUACAACUGAGGCCCCAGUUACAGAACCUCCAGUAACAGCGGCACCCUCACAGGCACCAGUUACAGAAACAACGAGGACAGGGCAAACGGAGGCUCCAACAACGGCAGCACCAGCGCCUGAUACAGAAGCCACCACAAAAGAUCUUCAGGCAAAAUUUACAGAGUUCACAAAGUUAUCAGUCAGAACUAAAUUAUUAAAAUAUUCGCAGAUUUUGAUUGUAGAAGCUGUAUUUUUCAGUCAACAACAUUCUUUUCUUAGGCCCCAGGAAGCUAACGCAGGCUUGCAUGUGCGCAAUGUCGCAUGGCACAACAGUAUUCUACAACACGAGGCUAUGCCUACUAAAUAUGACAUUCUUAUAACAGUAGUAAACACAACACCCACGGAGCCAACGGCAGCGCCAACAACAGCCGCACCUGCGCCUGAUACACAAACUACCGCAGAAGCAGAAGUAACCACAAAACAAACGGAAUCGCCUGCAACGGCAGCACCCCCAACGCAGGCGCCAGACACACAAACUACCACCAAAGCCGAAGGUAAAGAUUUAUGUGACUUCAAGAUAUGUGGUGUGUUACAUUCAACAGUCUUAACUCUAUCAGCUUAUUCUCACAGCUCUCCCUGUUACAGAGCAAACGGAAGCGCCAACAACAGCACCAGAUACAGUAACUACCACAAAAGCUCAAGUGAUUUAAAUGCCUGGAUUGAAGUCACUCAACAGUUCGAUUACACAAUUCCCCUAGAAAUAUCUAGCAAACGGAACCACCAACAACUGCAGCACCCGUACCUGCGCCAGAAACUACCACACAAGCCCAAGUUCUCACAUUUUACAACAGUAGUACCUGUUACAGUGCAAACGGAUGCCCCAGUAACAGCAACACCUGCACCAGAAACUACCACAAAAGCUCCAGCACCAGUAACAGAGGCACCGGCCCCUGUGACGGACGCACCGGCCCCUGUGACACCGGCUCCUGUGACGGACGCCCCGGCACCUGUCCUGUGA